AAACUUGUAAGAGUCCAAGCCCAAUCGUGGCGAGUGCUUGAUUGAGAUAAAUAAUAAUGAACUUUAACGUUAUGGAGAUUAAGUUGCAUUUACGAAGGCAGUCAUAUUGUAUCAGUGACCUUACUUCGAUGACAAAAUUUCAUAAAUGUUCGUCUCAACGUAUUCCUACGGGUCCUUAAACACGUAAGAGAGAUCAUAAUCUCUGCUAUAUCUACGCCAGAUUCUCGCCGGGGAUAAUCCUGCGAAUAAAUCUCAGACAAAUUGCUGGUCGAUAGCUAGGAUGCAUCCAAGCGCUUGUGUAGUGUGUUCGCGUCGGCGGAUGGAUUUAUUCGUCUCGCAACGUAUUAGACAUUAGACGAUUGAAAUUACUCCGUUGAUAUAGUCUCAGUUGCUGGGCACUUGUGUUUAUAGAACGGAGUACAGUGCCUUUAGAACAAAAAGAACACGUUUCCUCCGAUAACGUGUGUUCAGUUUUUACAAAAAUGCGACCAGUACCGUUUAUCACUGAGUAAGCGAGGGACUGCGUUUAGUUUUUUUAUGUUAUAACAAAACAGUUGAACACGAUGCUUGGUGCAAUAUUGUUUUUGUUGAUUAGUAUUUGUGAUAAUAUAUCCGGGUAUAAACCUAUGCUCGCCAAAAGCACUGCGAAACGUCCUGAAGAACCUGACUAUAAAGUAUCAAUGGUGGCGUCCGAGGAGCACGCGGGCAGCCCCGCGCUUUUCACACAUGGCGAGAGCCCCGUGUGGGACGCCGAUACUCAGAGCCUGUAUUUCGUGGACGUUUUGGAGCAAAACAUACACCGCCUCCACUAUGGGACGGGGCAGAUAUUCACUAAACACAUAGGUUACGGGCAAGUGAACGUUGUAGCACUGGUGGAAGGUAGCAGUCGUCUGCUGGUUGCCGUUAGAGCAGGAUUGUAUCUUCUCGACUGGCAAACGGAGGGCGACGCCUCGUUACGCCUGCUGGCAACAGUGGACGACGGAAUGCCUGACAACGUGAUCAACGAAGGCAAGCCGGACGCCGACGGACGGUUCGUGGCGGGUACAAAAGGCCCUCAAACAGGCGACGACGUGUUGGCUGACAAAGCCACUCUGUACAGCUUUGAUCAGAACUCGCUGCGGAACCCGCGCGCGCUCCUCCGGCCCGUCAGCAUCUCCAACGGCAUGGCCUGGUCGCCCAACAACACCGUCAUGUACUACGUCGACUCGCCCUCCCAGAAGAUAGAGGCGUUCGACUAUGACUUGGUCACUGGGGACAUUAGUAACCGAAGGGCCAUCUUCGAUAUCACGCAACACGGAUACAACGAUGCGAUCCCCGACGGCAUGACCAUAGACACCGAAGGCCAUCUUUGGGUGGCGCUCAUGUUCGGUGGGGCGGUGCUGCACAUAAACCCGGACUGCGGACAGCUAAUAGCGGCGUACACGCUCCCGGCGGCGCGCGUGACGUCGCUGUGCUGGGGCGGGCCGCGGCUGGACGAGCUGUUCGUGACCACGUCGCGCGAGGCCCCGCUGGGCGGCGCCGUCUUCACCAUCCGCGGCACGCAGCGCCGCGGCCUCGCGCCUAACAAGUUCCACUUCGACGGCGCUGAUAGAUACUGAACUUUAUGCUACCUAUAUAUUUUGACGAUUACAAAUUUUAGUUUAUUUUACAAACCUUUCCCAUGCAAACGGAGUUUCGUUCGCAUUUUUAAACUACGGGUUGGAUUGUAAUAAAACUUUGCACAUACAAUGACAUGAGGUAUAUCUAGGGUUGACAUGAUUUUAUAUUGCUCCAUCUUAUAAAACAAACGAAAUAGAGCAAAAACAAGUUUCGUAUGAAAAUUUUAAAUUCGCUGCUUUUUUUAACUAUGGUAUCUGAGGCUACAUAAAAUAAUUACAUACCUUAUCCUAUUGUAGGUACAAAGUUUCAGAGCAAGCUAGCUAGUCGUUUUAAAACGAAAGCGUAACUUCGUUUGUAUAGAGAACUGAGCUUCCCCACAAGUACUCCUGAUAUUUAUCAGUGUCGUAAAACUUUAAUAUUAUUAUUCCAGUCCGUAACUAAAUGUUAGUGCCAAAUACGGAUAACUGGGCUAAAACUAGUUCAGAGGAUGAAGAGGAGGCGGUUAUUACUUAUUAUAUUAUAUAUUCAUGCAAUUAAUUGAAUUAAUUCUAAUUCCAACAUCUAAAAAUAUUGUAAAAAACUCAAAUAGGUACUUACUAAUAUAUCAUGCAGUGAAUAUUUGUGACCGCGGCCGGCAAAACGUCCCACUUUGUCGCUUGCAUAAGGCCGAGAUUUGCUUUUAUCUUUAUACGAAUAACUUGUCAAGGAGUCCUUAUGGCAAGCGACAAAGUGGGACGUUUUGCCGGCUGCGGUCACAUUUAAAUAAGUAGUAAAUUAUUUAAUCUGAAAUAAUUUAUUACAGGACAUGCAUACAACAAGAUAAUAACAAGAUUUAAAUGUAGUAACAUUUUAAACGUCCAUCAAUAAAUAACGCAUAAAUAACUAAACAUCACAUUACGACAGCGAGAUGACUAA
Messenger RNA from Cydia pomonella (codling moth), 2514 nucleotides. Its product is annotated as regucalcin-like. Bases 564 to 1598 code for a protein of 344 amino acids. Gene Ontology annotation, molecular function: gluconolactonase activity; calcium ion binding. The record is from RefSeq and is a predicted model, not a curated record. Lineage: Eukaryota; Metazoa; Arthropoda; Insecta; Lepidoptera; Tortricidae. Gene Ontology annotation, biological process: L-ascorbic acid biosynthetic process. The transcript has 6 exons.